Messenger RNA from Macrobrachium nipponense, 2527 nucleotides. Its product is annotated as nascent polypeptide-associated complex subunit alpha, muscle-specific form-like. NCBI's taxonomy places the organism in Eukaryota, Metazoa, Arthropoda, Malacostraca, Decapoda, Palaemonidae. Bases 81 to 2045 code for a protein of 654 amino acids. The record is from RefSeq and is a predicted model, not a curated record. The transcript is spliced from 3 exons.
CGUGAGGAUCUCGACAAGUGCGGCCGUACGGCUGCCGUUCCUACUUUGGAUAUCUUAAAAGUUGAAUUACUGUAGCCAAGAUGAGCCGCUGGCGGGUACGAGUACCUGUAACAACACAGCGGAAAGAUCCACUUGAAAUAUGUGGAUCGAAACACAACAAUACAACGUUGGAUUAUCAUGAAUGCCUGUGCAGGUUUGAUUAUAGGGGCCAAAGGCAUAACAAACAACCUCUGAAGUUCAAGCAUUGUCUUCUUGCUGAUGAAAUGAGAAGAAUUGACAACUUCCAGAUGUAUGUGAUCAUAGCUGCAGUUGUGGGUGUUGUUUUGAUAUUUGGUAUUGCAGCCUUUUGCUCUUGCAAGUGGUAUCUGCAAACUAAUAAGAAUCCUUGCGGUUGCUGUGUACCUAACUGUAAAAAGAAAACGAAGAAAAAGAAAGAUCAAGAUGAAGUUAACGUAGCCAAUGAAGUUCCUCGAACUUUAGAGAUUGAUGGUGGAGGACAAGCUUGGACUCCUAUGCGCUUGGCUGUUGAUAAAAAUACCUGUGACAGAAACCAUGAACCCAAUCAUGAUCACCCACGUGACAGUGCUCGUCGUUCUGGGUUAUGUAUGAAUUUUUGUAUGAGUGAUCCUGUUCAAGAUUGCUGUGAGUUUUUUGACUGUGACCUCAUGUGGCGCAAAAAAAGUAUCUACACUAUACCUAUUUUUGGCAAACGCAAGCCAGCUCCAUUGCAACGUAGACCUACUAGACCUGCACCACCCCCUCCUAAACCAGCUGUUACUCCUGUUGUUAAGUAUCCUGAACCAGUUCAUGAAGGCUAUGAAGAAGGAAUGGAUUGUGAGCCUGUGCCGGAGGCUCCACCAUCACCAGAACCUAUUCGAACUGAUCAACCAAGAGCCAUGUAUGUUGACCCUAUUGCAUUUUUGCAAAAACCAUUUUUGAAAACUUCCAAGGAUAAAGCCACUGAUGAUGAUCAAGAUGAUAUUUAUAGCAAGGUGAAGGAGUUUGUCUUUGGAAAGUCAAAGAAAAGUGGUAGUGCGGCAUCACUAAAUAAACUGGGCAUUUCCAAAUCCCCAGAUGUCAUUAAUACUGCUUCAUCUAAGAAGACUAAGUAUGGGAGGACUGGCAGUCUUGCAUCAUUGCAUAACUUGAGUGAUGAACAGCUAGACACUAGCUAUCACAGCAAGAGGUCCAUAAGUCUUGCCUCUCUUCACAUGGUUGAAGAGGAGCCAGUACAAACAGCUCCAAAAGGCAAACUAUUAUUAGCACAAAGAGGUUCUCUUCAUAACAUUUGUGAAGAUGAUGACAGGCAGCCUUCUUUGAAAACUGAUGAGUACAUAGAUUUAGAGGAGAUGUCAAAGAGGAUGGAGGCCAAGAUGGCAGCUCAAGGUUCUACUGCAAAACCAAAUCAUGUGGAGAUAAUGGCAAGGACAAACAGUACAUUUAAUAGACAGCCAUGUGCUCCCAGUCCUCCAGUUCAUACCAAGCCAAAUUGGACUCCAAAUUUCAUACCAGCCUCAGCAUACACAAAACCUCCUCCAAAGCUUGAGGCUUGUCCCUCUGAUCCAGCAGCAAAUCAACCUUAUCCUCAGGUGCCAGUGCCAGUCUUGCCCCUGGAUGCCAUUGCUCAUCGAGGAGUCCCUCCCCAAUACUUGUCCCCAGAUGCUAAAUACGAACCAUCACCCAUGCGGUAUGGUGAAGUUCCUUCUGGCCAGUAUUAUCCACCAGUACCAGCUACCCCUGAGAAGCCUGCCGUGCCUGCCAGAAUAUCUGUAGGUACUCCAGUUGUAAGUGUGGGUACUCUGGGAAGACCUAAACCUGUUGUACCUCCAAGACCCCCCAACAGUGGUGGGAACUCUCCUAGACCCAGGGGGACAAACUCUCCAAGACCAAGUGGUGGAAAUUCGCCCCGUAGUGCUGGAGGAAACUCUCCAAAGCCUCGAGCACCACAGCCACCAAACACCUUGGGAAGGCAUCCACACGUGAUGAAACCAACUGCGCCGCCACCUCCACCUCCAGUGACAACCCCUAUUGAGUCCUCUUUAUGAAAAAGGGAAAUUGACAGUGACGUGCAAAAAAUGUGAUAGUCAACUGUAAGUUUAAUUGCUGACUGCUCAAGGGACUUCUUUAGCCAAAAUAAUUUAUCUGUUCACUUAACAGAUUAUCCAGUAUUUGUACAGUUUUUAUCAUCUUUGUGUAUUUAGUGUUAUGCUUCUCUUAGCCAGUUGUUAGCCAAUACUUGACAAUAGCAGUCCAGUUUAUUCCGUUCCUAUUACAAACCAUUGUACUGCAGGCUUCUUACUAUUAAUUGUUAGAUGCAUAUUAUUUCUUGCUUUUGGCCAAUAUUUGUUUUUAAUGUACUUUUGUUUGUUUGUUAUGUAGCAUUACAUAAACCAAAGUUUGUAGUAGAGACUUUCUUGUACUUUACAUUUCUUGUACUUUAUAACGGAACAUCUAUUGGUUAUUCAGGAUAUUUGUGUGAGGGAUUUAUAUGAUGCUGAAGUUUCAAGGAAAUUUACCAAAUUUGCAG